UCUCCACAACAACACUCAAACACAUAUCCCAUUACUUGUUACCUACAAAGAGCUAUAAUUAAUCCCUAAACCCUUCACUCGCAAUGGGCUCCUCCUCCACCAGCAGCGCCGGCCUCAGUACUCUCCUCUUCAUUCCUUGCCUCCUCCUCCUUGCCGCGGCCCUCGCGGACGCCGCAACAUUCACGGUGACCAACCAGUGCUCGUUCACGGUGUGGGCGGCAGCGGUCGCAGGCGGCGGCCAAAAGCUGGACAGCGGCGGCCAGAAGCUGGACCCGGGCGCCACCUGGACCGUCACCGCCAAUCCCGGCACGACCGGCGGCCGCAUCUGGGCCCGCACCGACUGCUCCUUUGACGCCAGCGGCAAGGGCCACUGCAAGACGGGCGAUUGCGGGGGCGUGCUGGCCUGCACCGCCUAUGGCGUACCCCCUAACACCCUCGCGGAGUUCGGCCUCAACCAGUUCAGCGGCCUCGACUUCUUCGACAUCUCCCUCGUCGACGGCUUCAACGUGCCGAUGAACUUCCUGCCCGACUCCGGCAGCUGCACCAAGGGGCCGCACUGCGCCGCCAACGUGGCGGCCCAGUGCCCCAGCCAGCUGCAGGCGCCCGGCGGCUGCCACAACCCCUGCACGGUCUUCAAGACGGACCAGUACUGCUGCAACUCCGGCAGCUGCGGCCCCACGGAUUACUCCAGGUUCUUCAAGAAUCUGUGCCCCGAGGCCUACAGCUAUCCCAAGGACGAUGCCACCAGCACCUUCACCUGCCCUUCGGGGACCAACUACAAGGUCGUCUUCUGCCCACACUGAGAGGGUUACGUACGUACGUACGUACGAACGUACCCAUGGAUGCAUGCAAUGCAUGGGGCGCGCACUACGUGCUACGUGGGUUCCAUAUAUACAUAUAUAUAUAUAUAUAUAUAUAUAUAUAUAUAUAUAUAUACAUAAAGGGGUGCGGAUCAUGAUUCAUGACACGCACUGAUGAGCUAGCUCGCUGAUAGCUUGGUCAGUUUGCUUGGAUAUAUGCUAUGGAAUAAACCGCGCGUGAAAUAAAUAAAUUAGAUAAUACUUAUGGUUAUUUCGUGCAUGAAUAUAUAAUUCUAUAUACAUAGUA
Messenger RNA from Ananas comosus (pineapple), 1107 nucleotides. RefSeq names its product protein P21-like. Gene Ontology annotation, biological process: defense response. Bases 84 to 803 code for a protein of 239 amino acids. The record is from RefSeq and is a predicted model, not a curated record. Lineage: Eukaryota; Viridiplantae; Streptophyta; Magnoliopsida; Poales; Bromeliaceae. The transcript has a single exon. Gene Ontology annotation, cellular component: extracellular region.